GUGCUCCGUAACCUUCCCUUGAUUCGGAAAGCGGCAGACUUGCAAGGACGGCCAAUUUCACAGGAUUCCAGUGUUGGCCCAUCAAACGUUUCAGGAGAGAAUUUGACUUUGCAUGGGUGCCAGCGUGUUUGCCAAUGAAGUCGAUAUUCUACAGCCACCCCUAUGCCAAAUCCUUCACAGCACACCUAACAUAGUUCGCAAACGAUUCAUGGAAGUCCAUGAUGCUAUCUUUCCGGGUGGCGUUCUGACUGCAUGCAAACGAUGUCUAUAUUGGUCGCGUACGCAAAACGGGUCGCGUUAUACCAGUGCACAAGUAGCAGAUGGCUAUCUUCCAGGGCCCGAUAAAAGUCGAUCCUAGAACCCAAUCUCGCGUUUCUCGAGAACCUCUAUUAUCGUCGUUGUCGCCAUCAUCUGUCUUCGCCCUGCUCUCUCCGUGUCACCACAAUGGUGCGGGAGGUUCCUCCGGCCGAUGUUCAGGCCAAAUGGCCUCCGCGAAACUCCGUCAAUCCCGUCACCGCCGGCCCAGCGCUUAACGUGAUUUCCAUACUUUUUUGCGUCUUGGCGUAUAUUGUGGUCGCCCUCAGAAUAUACGUGAGAGGCUGGCUGUUAAGAUCGUUCGGCGUGGACGACUGGCUAAUUUUGAUAUGUCUGCUUCCAGCCCUUGCGCUCGCAGUUGCAUCAUUCAUGUGCACUUCAUAUGGGUGGGGUAUUCAUGUAUGGGACCAGAAGCCAGAAUGGUACUCGCCCAGCGAACUGCUCAGUUGGAUCAUCCAAUUGAUGUACAUCUGCAACAUGUUCCUCACCAAGGUCGCACUGUUGGUUUCAUACCUUCGCUUUUCACGACCAGGAAAGUUUAGGCUCUCAGUGUACGCCGCGAUUGUUGUGGUGACUAGCUGGUUUAUUGGGUCCAUGAUUACUACGAUCUUCGAGUGCAUUCCGGUGCAGAACUUCUGGCUUCAGAGGACCUACAAGGGCUGUCCAAUGAACGACGACGCGAGGCUUCUGGCCUGUGUACUCAUAAACAUUUUUACUGAUUUUGUCGUCUGUCUCAUGCCCCUUCGAAUCGUCUGGCAGGUCAAAAUUGCAACGCGCGAGAAGGUCGUCUUGUACGUCCUACUCAGCCUGGGACUAGUAGCCUCGAUAGCUUCGAUUGUCCGAACUAUCGUGAUGGACAAAGCAAUCACUACCUUCGACAUCACAUGGUGGGGAUACUCUGUUUGGAUAUGGACCUGCAUCGAGUGUGACUUGGCGAUUAUUUGUGCCUCAGUUCCCUGUUUGCGGCCUUUGUCCAAGAAGUUUUUCUUCUUCCUCAAAACAAGUUCGUAUGGGACACGGAGCGGAGGCAGCAACGCCGCGGAAACUCACCGCAUGGACGAUUUUUCAAAAAGGUCAAGGCGGUCGGUACAAGAAAUUGGCGUUCGAGACGAGAAACAUCCUGAGGGCCGCGUUGGCCGUCUACCCAGCGUCAUAGCAGAAUCGGAAGAGAGUCUGGUAUGACUAGACCCGGAGCUUCACCCACCAUUGCGCAAUGACUGGCCAUUGGCAACUCUGGGCUCGCGUUGAAUGGGAUGCUAGCUCCGCCUUAUUCUAUCCAAACCAUCAACUACACAACGUACACAACAGCCCACAUCGAUGCAGGCAUCGGCAUGUCAUUGUUAUGUCUGGGAUCCAAUCACAGCACCAUGACGUUAUCAUUGCGCUCUCUCUCGAGCGAAUGGACAAAUGAUGAUUGUAUAACACACGAUCGAUAGAUCCGGAAUGAACGACGAAGAAUCUCCAUUGUUCUUCACAAAAGAGGGCUAGGUAUGCGUGCGAGAGCAAGGAAGUCUCACUUGACCGGAUUUUUGUCAAGGCCAAAUAAAAGGAAAGGAAACAGAAAUCAAGCACUGGUGCGCAAAAAGAGACGGAAUCUUGAAGCCGUCAACAAGGCUGGUGCACAGCUUGCAUGGAAAACAUGACAGGCCCUCGGACAAGGCGACCAUGUUCGCUAACCAGUUUGGAUACCCAUGAGAAGCGCCUGAAGCCAUGCGUUAGUAGGGCUUCGCGAUAGGGCUCCCCACAUGCAAGGGCUUGGUCGAGGCGAACCGCAACCCAAAGACUGGAAAGGUAGUAGACAAUGUACUAGAUUGACAUAAAUGUGAU
This is a messenger RNA of Verruconis gallopava, 2142 nucleotides long. RefSeq lists its product as uncharacterized. Bases 445 to 1497 code for a protein of 350 amino acids. Lineage: Eukaryota; Fungi; Ascomycota; Dothideomycetes; Venturiales; Sympoventuriaceae. The transcript is spliced from 4 exons. The record is from RefSeq and is a predicted model, not a curated record.